This is a messenger RNA of Humulus lupulus (European hop), 891 nucleotides long. RefSeq lists its product as uncharacterized. The transcript has a single exon. NCBI's taxonomy places the organism in Eukaryota, Viridiplantae, Streptophyta, Magnoliopsida, Rosales, Cannabaceae. Bases 1 to 891 code for a protein of 296 amino acids. The record is from RefSeq and is a predicted model, not a curated record.
AUGGCCAUUGCAAACAACCUCUGUACUGGUGGGCGACCAUUGCCCCAGAUACCUGAGGAGCAUACUCCUCGUACCGAGGAAUAUCCCCGACAACCUGGAAAGCAGGCUAUGGUGGACCCGGACCCUGAGGAGAGGAGUGAUUCAUCCAAUUCUCGAGGGCCACCUGCUCCCAGGCCUGAUGAGGAUUUAUACUACAACCCUAAAAGAUAUGUUCCUAUCGUGGAACUUGAAAAUCGUCAAUUGCGCAAACAAUUGGCAGAGGCGACAAAACGCAAUGAAGAAUUAUCCAGACAGGCAGCUGACACCCAAGCACCUCCCCGGAGGCCUAGAGGACGCCCCCGCGGGAGCACGACCGCCAGGAGGGCAGAACAAGCAUCGCAGCCGAAUCAGCCAAGGCCCCGGAGGAGUACCUGGGCUGAGGCCACUGUCAACCCGACUGCAAAAUUGCCUACAGGAACGGGUAAUAACCGAGCCCCUCUAGUGGCUCAGAACCCGAAUCCUAAUACUGCAAGAAACAACCUAGAGCCUGUCUGGGCGAAUUCUAGGCCAUCUGGGCCCGACAAUGGGAGACAGCCACCGUUGCCCAUAAGGCAUUCGCCAUCACCAAUAAGACACCCCUCGCCAGUCCGAGAGGUCCUACGACCUGCACCACGGAGACCAUCUCGUAGCGGCAGUCAAGAUGGAAACCGACAGGCCAGGCCUGGACAGGGGAGUGAAAGGGAGGCUACCCGAGAUUACAGAGCUCCUCAGCCUUCGGGAAGCCAAAUGUCAAGAUCAAAAACUGCUGAAACAAGAAGGCCAACAGGGGAAUCACCUCGUAAUCACCGAGCCACACCUCCGGAGAGGGCUACGAGUUACGUAAGCGAAGCUCGGACUACACUCGGUCCGUAA